Messenger RNA from Synchytrium microbalum, 930 nucleotides. RefSeq lists its product as uncharacterized. Lineage: Eukaryota; Fungi; Chytridiomycota; Chytridiomycetes; Synchytriales; Synchytriaceae. Gene Ontology annotation, biological process: mRNA splicing, via spliceosome. Gene Ontology annotation, molecular function: protein binding. Gene Ontology annotation, cellular component: catalytic step 2 spliceosome. The record is from RefSeq and is a predicted model, not a curated record. The transcript is spliced from 5 exons. Bases 1 to 930 code for a protein of 309 amino acids.
AUGUCCCUGGACAAGCUUCCUUCUAGAGAGCUCCGAGUAUUGCAAGGCCAUGGAGGUCCAGUUCAUUACAUAAAAUUCAACAAGGAUGGCGAAUAUGUCCUCACAGCAUGUGCAGACAAGACUGUUCGUUUAUGGAAUCCCCUCAAGGGACUAUGCAUCAAGACUUAUUCGGGACAUGGUCGCGACGUGUUUGGAAUCUGCGUGUCGGCAGAUAAUUCUCGAUUUGCUUCAGGAAGUGCUGAUAAACAAGUCUUUUUAUGGGACGUGGGCACUGGCAAACCCAUUCGACGCUUUACGGGCCAUCAUCAACGUAUAAAUUGUGUCGACUUCAAUCAGGAUGCCACUGUCGUUGUGUCUGGCUCGUAUGAUGCUACUGUACGUGUCUGGGAUUGUCGAGCACAGACCAGACUACCUGUGCAAGUCAUGGAAGAAGCUAAAGAUGACAUCAUGUCUCUUCAAGUGUCUGGCCAUGAGAUUGCUGUUGCUUCCGUAGAUGGUAAACUCAGAGUGUAUGAUAUUCGAGCAGGAAGAGUCACUGCUGAUGACAUUGGUCAGCCUGUAACUUCGGUCUGCUACUCGAACGACAAGAACUGUCUGCUCAUCAGUACAUUGGACUCUACUGUGAGACUCAUGGACAAGGACAAUGGACAAGUUCUUAACGAGUAUAAAGGACAUCUCAACAAGGAGUACCGUGUCACUAGUUGCCUCUCUCACACAGAUGCUUAUAUAUUGAGUGGAAGCGAAGACGGAAGAAUCGUCAUAUGGGAUUUGGUUGAUGGUAGUCUAGUCCGUAUACUAAAAGGGCACGAUAGGGUCGUGUCGGCUAUAGCCUAUGCACCCAAAAUGCCAGUUGCUGUAUCUGGAAGCAUUGAUGGAGUAGUCAAAGUGUGGACGACACCCGAGGUUUUUGCUAGUUUAGGGAAGAGCUGA